UUUCCAGUCUCAGAAUAGGAAAAGAUUCCUCUUUUCCUAUUUGAAAAGAAGCCUAUCCCAUUUCAAUUUCAUAUUAGAGACUACUUGAGCACUUACUCGGGAAGCCUGAUUAUAGUUCGACCAUAAACUUAACCAGCAAGGAUACUCCUAAUUAUCAUGGCAGAGGAGGAAGUCACUCCCUUGACCCUCGACGGCGAGAUUGUCUCCGCCGCCGCCGAUCAAGAUCGCGACAAUUGCGACGAGACUACAACUGAUCGUCUCUCCAUUCCUCCAUUGGAGAAAUUGAAGUUUCAGCCAAGGAAGAAACUUCUUGUUCUUGGCCUAGGCGGAGUUCUCACUCACAGAAUUUUCCAUACAGAAACCGUUAAGAUUCCGAAGAGUCGAAGUCCCACUGGGAGAUACGGGAACCAUCUUGUUUACAAGAGAGCUUUCUGUGACGAGUUUCUGAGCUUCUGCUUUGAAAGAUUUGAAUUGGGAAUUUGGUCUUCGGCUACCAGACGAAACUCUGAUAGUGUACUGGAUUGCAUAUUGAGAGAUUUACGGGGAAAGCUUCUAUUUUUAUGGGAUGAAGAUCACUGUACUGAUUCUGGGUUUAAGUCUUUAGAGAGCAAAGGGAAGGCUCUUCGUUUCAAGCAACUGAAAAAAUUAUGGGAGAAUCUUAACCAAAAAUUUCCAGAUAAAUUGGAAGGAUACUCUGCAUCAAACACCUUGUUAAUUGAUGAUAGGCCAUACAAGGCCUUACUAAAUCCUCCCAACACAAGCAUCUUCCCAGAGCUUUACCUUGCAAAAAAUGUUAAUGAUAAAGUUCUUGAUCCAAAGGGAGAGCUGGGUUUGUUCUUGGAAGGUCUUGCAAUGGCGGAUGAUGUGCAGUCAUACGUGAGGACACACGCUUAUGGACAGCCACCGAUUGUUCCUUCGCAUCCAGACUGGUUUUACUACUCCAUGGUUGUCGAUAGAAUCUCUCAGAGAAUGAGCUCGCUGAAGAUUUGAUUUAGAUGAAAGAUAUGAGUGUGAAAAUGGAUGAGCAGAAUUUUGUAUUUAUGUAAGUUAUAAACCUGUUUUCUUGCUUUUCUUUCUUCAGCUUUCGUUCCUGGUCUGUGUCAAUGGAUUGAGUUUUGGUUGCAGCUAUAAAUCUGUGUUGUUGAAUCA
Carica papaya (papaya) is the source of this 1149-nucleotide messenger RNA. RefSeq lists its product as uncharacterized. Lineage: Eukaryota; Viridiplantae; Streptophyta; Magnoliopsida; Brassicales; Caricaceae. The record is from RefSeq and is a predicted model, not a curated record.